Cucurbita moschata (crookneck pumpkin) is the source of this 2146-nucleotide messenger RNA. RefSeq lists its product as uncharacterized. The transcript is spliced from 5 exons. Gene Ontology annotation, molecular function: protein binding. NCBI's taxonomy places the organism in Eukaryota, Viridiplantae, Streptophyta, Magnoliopsida, Cucurbitales, Cucurbitaceae. The record is from RefSeq and is a predicted model, not a curated record. Bases 12 to 2066 code for a protein of 684 amino acids.
GAUAUAUAAAAAUGAGUCCGUUCGACGUAAUGCGAGGGCUUUACAAGGCAGUGAUCAAAGAGGAAUGGAAGAGUGUGCAAGAAGAAUUAAAAGAGGAAAUGAAGAUCGUUUUUCCAAUGACCACCAGCAAAGACACGGCGUUGCAUCUGGCGGUGUACAGCGGAGAAGAGCAGCCGUUGAAGAGUUUACUGGCGGCGAUUACCACAGUGCGCGAUGAUUUCUGGAGGAACAGUGCCGGAAACACGCCGUUGCAUGAAGCUGCCACAAUCGGGAAUUUGGCGGCCGUGAAGCUUCUAGUCGAUUACAAUAAAGACGAUCUGUUAGCAGAGAAUAUUUAUGGGGAAACUCCUCUGUUUAGAGCGGCUCGAUGUGGGCAUCUUGACAUUGUUAAGUUCAUCUUGGAGGACUGUGAUGAUUACCUGUCUCGAUCCCCUAGGAAUUGGACUACAAGAAACAAUAAACCCAUUAUUCAUGCAGUGAUUCAGAGCCAGAAAUUCGAUGUUGCGUUGAAAUUGGCUGAGUUCGACGAGUCGCUGUUGGAAAUGAAGGAUUCAGAAGGCAAAACGGCUCUUCAAGUCUUGGCUAACAUGCCCCUCGCUUUCCGUAGCGGAUCCUCCCCCACCUUCUUCGAAUCAUUUAUCUAUACUCUGCUUCCUAGUGAGGACAUUUACCAUUACAAGCCCUCAAAUUCUGAGUCUUCCAAAAACCAUGCGAGUUGCUGCUUAAAAAACAAGAAGAAUGGUGAUUUAGAAGCCGGAACCAACUCUAAUCGUCCACCCAAUUUUUGGAUAUAUUUUGGAGGAUGUUUGACAGGGCUGUUUUGGAGAUUCAUCUUUCUGGGAUGGCCACAAUGGAAAGAGAUGUAUAAGAAAAAGCGACACCACAAAUUAGGCGUAACCAUCACCAACAAGCUUGCUCAAAUCGAUAAUUCAUGGCGUAAAACCAAAGUGACACCGGACACCACCGAAAUCGACUCCAUCGGAAUCUCUCUCUCCGACGAAAACGAAAAACUGGAUAUCUUAGAAAUCCAAUCUAAACCCGUUAACAACCAAGGAGAAAUCCCAGACUUCGAAUACAAUGAUCACCAUGAAACCCCUCUCCUUCUCGCUGCCGCCAAUGGAAUUAUCGAGAUCGUCGACGAGAUCUUCCAAGCGAAUCCUCAGGCCGUCGAUUACCUAACGGUACAAGACAGAAACAUUCUUCACGUCGCUAUUGCACAUCGCCGGAAAAAUAUCUUCGAUUGGAUUUUGAAACGAAGAUUAAUAAUGGCGAGGCUCGUCAGUAGAAUUGACGACAUGGGAUUCACUGCACUGCACCAUGUGGGUAUCACGAAAUUCUACAGCGGUGGGACUCAUGGCCCUGCUCUGCAACUUCAAGAAGAGCUAAAAUGGUAUGAACGCGUGCAAACUCAGAUCCCUGCGCUCUACACCAUGCAUCACAGCAAGAUGAAAUGGACAGCUCGUGAGUUCUUUGAGAAGACGCAUAACAAACUGCUCGAGGAUGGGAAAGAAUGGCUAAAGAAAACCUCUGAGUCGUGUUCUGCUGUCGCCGUCCUCAUUUCCACCGUCGUCUUCGCCGCCGCCUACACUGUCCCUGGCGGCCUCAACAGCAAUACAGGCUCUCCAGUCCUCCUCACUGAACCCAUCUACAUCGUCUUCACUAUAAUGGACAUCAUCGGCCUCGCCACGGCGCUCACCUCAUUGGUUCUGUUUCUCUCUGUUCUAACAUCGUCAUUUAAGAUGGAUGCUUUUCUUUACACUUUGCCGCUGAAAUUGUCGAUGGGAUUUCAAUUGCUGUUCCUAUCAGUGGCAACCACGAUGAUGGCAUUUGCAUUGACGAUCGUGUUGACAGUGAAGACGGAGGAGAUGAAGUGGACGGUGAGUUUGUUGUAUUUGGCGACGUUUUUUCCAGUGACGAUGUUUAUAAUCAUUCAAAUGCCGUUGUAUGUGGAAUUGGUGAAGAACAUUUGGGGUUAUCGCCACAGUCUUUCCAAGUUCUUUCCCAUGGGUUUUGUUGCAUUGUUUUGGAACGCCCCUUCCAAAAUUUUGACCAGGAAAUUUGUUUGAUUUUUCAUGGCGCUCUAAUUAUUGCUGCCUGCCUUUAAUUUUAUAUGUGCCUGCCCAUUCAUGAAAAAGAAGUUGAUUUG